Cylas formicarius (sweet potato weevil) is the source of this 1302-nucleotide messenger RNA. RefSeq names its product major royal jelly protein 2-like. The transcript has 8 exons. The coding region runs from base 46 to 1302 and encodes 418 amino acids. Gene Ontology annotation, cellular component: extracellular region. Lineage: Eukaryota; Metazoa; Arthropoda; Insecta; Coleoptera; Brentidae. The record is from RefSeq and is a predicted model, not a curated record.
UUCCCCUGUGUGGUAAAAAAUUCAAACCCACACUCUAUAGUGUCGAUGGAACUGGCAUUCGCAAUGGAAAGAAUUGCGAUUUUAUCAUUGUUCGCCAUUUUAACUUCUGCAAAUGGAUUAAGAAAUCUGAAGCUUGCCUACCAAUGGACUCUGAUUGAUUACGACUACCCCAGCGAGGAAGCAAGGCAAAAAGAUAUCGACAAACAGCUUUUUCAGCCUGAUGAAGUGGAACCGUUCGAUCUGGAUGUUUACUAUAAAGGUAGCGAAAGGAAGAUAUUUGUGACAACUUCUCGCUAUUGUCCUCAUAUACCGGCAACUCUAAGUACAGUGACAAACAAAACUAGAAACGGCAAUCGCGUAAUUAAGCCGUAUCCUUCGUGGGAGUGGCACAGGGAUCCCGAAAAGUGCAGAAGAAAUUCCUUGGUGUCGGUUUAUAGAUUAUUUAUUGACCAGUGUGACCGGCUAUGGUUUUCUGAUAACGGUCGACUUGGUGAUGAUUGGUUGUGUCCGCCUAGGAUAUUAGUGUUUGACCUCAAAAAGGAUGAACUGAUACACACGUACGAAAUUCCACAAGAGCAACACAAGAACGUGUCGCUUUUCGGUACCAUAGUGGUGGAAGUCGAAGAUCCUUCGAACGGUUGCGCGAACAGCUUCGCCUACAUUAGCGACUACGAUGCCCGUGUUUUGUUGGUUUAUGACCUUAAGAAGAACAGAUCGUGGACUGUUUCCGAUUACUCGUUUUGGCCGAAUGCCGAAUACAGCACGUUCAAUGUUGAAGGUAAAAGUUUCACUACGGCUGUCAGCGUAAUAGGCAUGGCUUUAAGUCCACCAGGAAAAGAAAGGAUACUGUAUUACCAUGCCUUGUCUAAUGACAUUGAAGGCUGGAUAUACACUAAAUAUCUCAAGAACGAGUCGUUGUUUUCUGAACCUUUCGGACAAUCCAAGUUGUUUCACGUAUUUCCACAUGAGCGAAAGGCGCAGAGCGGAGGUGAGUAUAUGGACAGCCACGGAAAUCUUUACUUCGGUAUAUUACCAAGUGCAGCAGUGGUUUCGUGGAAAGCCAACACCGAUCCGGAAAGCUAUCAGAUGGGAAACUUUAAAAUAAUAGAUCGCGACGAUGAAACACUUCAAUUCCCUUUGGGCAUCAAGGUCAGAAGAAAUGAGCGCGGAGAGGAAAUUUUGUGGGUGUUCUCUACUGUCCUUCAACGGCUAAUAUCUAAUACCGUCCUCUUUGCGAACCAAACGAACCUGAGAGUGCUUUACGGCAAAAUCAACGAUUUUCGUCCUUAUUCAACUGAUUAA